ACAACAAAGUUGUUGACAUUUCGCACGAUUGCUGUUAUUUUACCUGUUAUCUCUCAAAAUGCCGGCUGCAGUUAGCGAAUAUGAACGAAUUCGACUUAAGAACAUUGAGGACAACAAAAGGAUACUGGCAGAGCUUGGAUUGAUGAAUCCUUUUGGUCCUUUGCCAAAAAUUAUCAAGAAAACUGUCAAGAGAUCCAGGCCGUCGUCUGCUACGCCCCCCGCUGCAAAGAAACGUCGGGUAGAUGAGGAGGACGCAAAUAAAAGUUAUGGCUCAGUACAUGGUUCAAGACGAAAAUCGGCAAGAUUUCAAGGAAAGGAGCCCAAGUCGCCAUCUGAGAUGAAAGAUGAUAUUGAAAAUGAAGAAGAAGAUGAAGACUAUAAGCCAAGACUGCGAGUUCCUGCUGGCAGGGAGAAUGUCUUCGGUGCAAUACUAGGAAUUGAGAUUGGUACCACUUGGGAAAUGAGGCUGGAGUGUUGUGUUGCUGGUGUCCAUCGUCCAACGGUGUCGGGCAUCCAUGGCGGUCCGGAUGGGGCCUACUCCAUUGCCCUGAGUGGUGGCUAUGAGGACGACAUCGACAUGGGAGAAUUCUUCACCUACACUGGGCAAGGCGGCCGUGACUUAAGGGGAACUAGUGCUAAACCAAAGAAUUUGCGCACCGCCCCGCAGUCCAAAGAUCAGGUGUUGGCCCAUGGCAACUUGGCGCUGAGCAAAAAUGUAGAUAACGGCCACCCUGUUCGCGUGAUUCGAGGAUACAAAUCACGGAGUCGGUAUGCUCCUGAUUGGGGCUAUCGAUACGAUGGCUUGUACAGUGUUGAAAAGGCGUGGUUCACUACUGGGUUGUCGGGCUUUGGCGUGUGGAAGUUUGCCCUGCGGAGGCUCAAGGACCAGGCACCACCACCAUGGGAGUAUGAUGAGAAGACUAAAGAAGAGAUGUGCAGCCAGGACUCUGGUGUUGUGUCUGACAAGAGUGAUGCCGGGUCUGAAACCCCUGAUCCACCAUCCCAGGAAUCUGAAAAGAUACUGGCACAGGAUGGCGAUGAUGCGGCGUCUGUGACAUCCAAUGGAUCAGAUAAGGAGACAGGAACGACAAAGGCACAGGAGCAUGAUGGGGAGACUGACGAUACCAGUAAGCAGUGUGAGAAUCAAUUGGAAAAUGAAGACGAGGUUGAAGACCAGAAAAGCAUGCUACCAGAUGAUGGUAAACAGAGUAAUGAUGAGAAAAAUGCAGCUACCGAAGAUGAUGAUUCUGAAUCCAAAGAAAAGUCAUCCGAGGACGAAGUCCCAAUGGAUGAAUCAAAUUCAAAUGCUGAGGAACGUGAAACAGAAGAUGACGUGGCAAAGGAUUCAAAAAUAGAGGAAAUCGAGUUGAAUAAUAACGAGGGCAAAGUAAAAGAUCUCAAUUCUUUCGAGAAGUCGGCUGUGGACGGAACUGCAGAGUAGUAUAAUCAAUGCGACUGACUAUUAUUUUAUACGAAAUCACGGAAUCGUUGAUUGCUUCGACUUUGAUGAUGACAAACUGAAGCAUUUUGAUAGUUGCCAUAUCAAUGGAAAAGUGUUUUACAGACUUUUUUCUAAACAAGCGUGAUAACACGAUUAUUUGCUGCAAUGUUGAGUUGGUUUAUGAUUCUCGUUAAAAUUAACUGAACAGUUACAUGUAGAAAUCAACAUACUGACAUUUCCAAUAUUGUUGAAGUGCCACUGGUCAGGAGAACUUGUGGUGCACUGGCGGAAGUUUUUGUCGUAGAACUUUUAUGACAGAGGAUAAUCAUCAUAGAAUGAUGUAAAAAUACGGCAGUUUGUGAUGAUAAUCAUAGAUUCUACAAUUGGGCCGUCAUAGAUUCUACCAUGGGGCCGUCAUAGAUUCUAACAUAGGGCCAUCAUAGAUUCUACCAUGGGGCCAUCAUAGAUUUUACCGUGGGGCUGUCAUAGAUUCUACCAUGGGGCCGUCAUAGAUUCUACCAUGGGGCCGUCAGAUUCUACCAUGGGGCCGUCAGAUUCUACCAUUGGGCCGUCAGAUUCUACCAUUGGGCCAUCAUAGAUUAUACCAUGGGGCCAUCAUAGAUUCCACCAUGGGGCCGUCAUAGAUUCUAUUAUGGGGCCGUCAUAGAUUCUACCAUGGGGCUAUCUUAGAUUCUACCAUGGGGCCAUCAUAGAUUCUACCAUGGGGCCAUCAUAGAUUCUACCAUGGGGCCGUCAUAGAUUCUACCAUGGGGCCGUCAUAGAUUCUACCAUGGGGCCAUCAUAGAUUCUACCAUGGGGCCGUCAUGGAUUUUAUUAGAGAAACUUUCACCUGUGUUAAAACUAGAUUUGACCGGUUCUCCUUUCUGCUUUGCUAUUAAGCAAUUAUGCAGACCUAUGCCAUAUUUGAGGCAGUGCAUUUAUUUUAAAGAUCAUUUAAUUUGUUAAGCUAUGCAAUAGUCUGCUCAAAGUUGUACAUAAGUUUUAUUUACUCUUCAUUAGAAAAACUUCAUGCCAUGCGUUUAAAAUGUAAAUAGGUUUAUACCGUUAGAGAAUUAUUCUUUUAGCAUCAUGACUUAAUGUUUUGUUUUUCAUGUCAUCUUGUCCAUGUGGAUUAUCUUUGAUACUACACCUAAAUGUACUGUAGAUUCUGUAACCGUGGUUACUGAAAUGUAAAAAUCCUCUUGGAUCCUAAAAUUAGAUUUGUAAAAAAACAGCUAACUUUGAAGCAAUCAGCGUGAUAGUUUUUGCACAGCAGUCCAAAAGGACAGUGGCAUUGGCUUAUGAAAAAGUGGAUAGUCUUGCCCGCUUUUAGCAGUGUAUGGUUAACCUGAAUAUUUUCUCAGCAUCUUGUUUUCUUUGAGCACAUUUGAGUUGUCUCUUCUCCUAAAAGCUUGAUUUUGGUGCUAUCUAUAUGGGGUAAUUACAAGUUUUUGUGAAAUAGUUGCUAAAAAAGAACUUACGUUUUCAUACUGGCAUCGCAGAUGCAGCUAGGUUGUCUGUAAAAGGUUUACCAUAACGACUUGUUAGAAGUGCAAUUGUAUGCAGGUUUACCAUAACGACUUGUUAGAAGUGCAAUUGUAUGCAGGUUUACCGUAAUGACUUGUUAGAAGUGCAAUUGCAUCCAGGUUUACCAUAACGACUUGUUAGAAGUGCAGUUGUUUCCAGGUUUACCAUAACGACUUGUUAGAAGUGCAGUUGCAUCCUGGUUUACCGUAAUGACUUGUUAGAAGUGCAAUUGUAUCCAGGUUUACCGUAAUGACUUGUUAGAAGUGCAGUUGUAUCCAGGUUUAUCAUAACGACUUGUUAGAAGUGCAGUUGUAUCCAGGUUUACCAUAACUACACAUCUUCCUGCAACUUUGGAUUAAAGU
Molecule: messenger RNA, 3330 nt
Organism: Lineus longissimus
Lineage: Eukaryota; Metazoa; Nemertea; Pilidiophora; Heteronemertea; Lineidae
Exons: 9
Coding region: 59-1441 (460 amino acids)
Biological process (GO): protein ubiquitination; negative regulation of gene expression via chromosomal CpG island methylation
Molecular function (GO): ubiquitin protein ligase activity
Source: RefSeq, a predicted model, not a curated record